CGGAAGUGCGGCGGGCGGAAGUGGCGGGGGCCGGGCGACCUGAGGCUGAGGGAUAUUCAUCAGAAGAAACAAAACACCAACCAUAAUAGUUCCUGAAGGAGAUUUUAUUCCUGUUCACAGCUGUUUUGAAGGGGGUACCCUCUGGCUCAGAAUUAAAAUGCUCUGGUUUCAAGGAAAUAGCCUGCAGAUUGCCAAAUCCUCCUUUGGACCCUUACGAAAUCUCUCUGCCUCUAACACAGCUCUGCCUGUGCUGACCUUAUUCUCAAAGGAUCCAUGCCCGCUCUGUGACGAAGCCAGAGAAGUGCUCGAGCCUUAUAAAGACAGGUUUAUUUUGCAGGAGGUGGACAUCACACUUCCAGAAAAUUCUACUUGGUAUGAAAGGUAUAGAUUUGACAUCCCUGUCUUCCAUCUGAAUGGCCAGUUUCUGAUGAUGCAUCGGCAAUCUUUGGUCGGAAGAAUCCUGUUGCUUUCCUGAGACUCCCGGUUUGAACCUGGCAUGCCAGCCCUCAAAGGUGACUGCUCAUAUAAAUUCUUCUCAUCUGAGACUGCCUGUCAUUAGCUCCGCUGGCAACUGUCAUUGAAAAUGACUUGUAAUCAUUGUUCACUGACAGGCUCAGGGAAGCACAUCUCACUGAGUGGUGUCCUAAAUAGUGCAACCUGCUUGGUAAACCCCUGUAAGGUGUCUUUCUGGAACGCUGUUCUCAAAUUCUACUAACAGCAGGCAGUGCCCUUGCUACACCCUCCCAAGCCCACAAGGGAUGCCUUGACAGAUCCCCAGGGGGCAUCCCAGCAUUCACAGAAAGAAACUGCUUCUAUUGUUGCUUGGGAGCUGGCUGCCUCUCCUCCUAAUGCAAAACACAGGCAAGGCCUGACUGAUUAAGAGAAACAGCAGCCCUGGUCUCCCCUAUCGUAAGGGAAAGUUGAAAUGUCAUACAUUCAGCCUAUGCUCUUCAGAGUCUGCACCCUUAUUAGAAACAAAACAAAGUGAUACUCAUGAACACCUGUUGAUGAGGACUGAGCCAAGGAGCAGUGUGGGUGGUGGAUGGGAGGUGUUGUCCAGGCAGUAAAUCCAAGUUGCUCACACCAAAGGCAGUGUUUCUAGGGAAGCCAGCUGAGUAAGUGGUAAAUACUUAGUCACUUAGGACAGGUCAUAAAUGACCAGUUUAUCAACAAGGGAAGGUCUGUUUUCAAAGUGCUCACAGAAUGGUAGGAUGCUAUUUUCCUCUUCAGACCAGCCUUGAUGCACAAUGCAAAGGUUUCUGUAAUCAGAUCUUUGUUUGGCAAGGUGUUAAACGGCUACAGUUUGGUUGCUGGGUGUCAUUUGAACAAUCAUUUUUUAAAACUGUGAUUCUAAAUAACAAAUCAAACUGGAUCCAAUCCCCUAUGAAGUCUGAGACGGCAAGGUAUACACCUGUGCUUUUUCAUCUGCCGCCUAGGGUCAGUGGACUUAAUAACUCUAUUUCUUAACUGUCUUGUCAUAUCUGUCUCCUUUCUUCAGUCCAUCUCUCACUCACACAUUUCAAUAACCUUUCUCAGUGCUCUCUCACCCCAGUCAACUAGUCGACUACCCAUCUGCAAUAAUCCUUUCAAAACCAUAAGUACUGCUGAUAAACUUACGGCUCCUCUGCCAGAAAGAAAGAAAGAAAGAA
Onychomys torridus (southern grasshopper mouse) is the source of this 1649-nucleotide messenger RNA. RefSeq names its product chromosome 13 C5orf63 homolog (gene C13H5orf63). NCBI's taxonomy places the organism in Eukaryota, Metazoa, Chordata, Mammalia, Rodentia, Cricetidae. The record is from RefSeq and is a predicted model, not a curated record. Bases 158 to 475 code for a protein of 105 amino acids. The transcript is spliced from 6 exons.